Halichondria panicea is the source of this 1715-nucleotide messenger RNA. Its product is annotated as endoplasmic reticulum membrane sensor NFE2L1-like. The record is from RefSeq and is a predicted model, not a curated record. Lineage: Eukaryota; Metazoa; Porifera; Demospongiae; Suberitida; Halichondriidae. The coding region runs from base 90 to 1595 and encodes 501 amino acids. Gene Ontology annotation, cellular component: nucleus. Gene Ontology annotation, biological process: regulation of transcription by RNA polymerase II. Gene Ontology annotation, molecular function: DNA-binding transcription factor activity, RNA polymerase II-specific; RNA polymerase II cis-regulatory region sequence-specific DNA binding. The transcript has 2 exons.
AUGCUGAAGUGUAAAACAAUUCUCUGCAGAAAGUAGUGUUACUCUAGUGUCUCUGCAGCUAUUGCAAGCUCAAUCAAGCAAGCAAAAUCAUGGUCAUUACAGGCCCUCUACUGGCUCAGCCUAUCAUCAAACCUCAACCAGAGGAUAGUGAAAUUACAAAGGCUUUCAACACACUGAAACAAGUUGGCUCUGGGAGCGAUACUGCAUACUUAAACAAGCAGACGCAUUCCUUCGGAAAUGACUAUUCUCGACCAAAGACUUACGACAUACCUAUGGACAAAUCGUGGAAGUAUUUGAGCACCUAUACUGAUGUUUUUGCCACUGUCCCACAGCAGAACAAUUACUAUGACCCUAAUAUUCAAGCAUACCCAGUGGACAACGAGAACAUAAUCCAAACCACAUCAUCGAACAACUUCAUCCCUCAAAAAGAUGCAAGCAACAUUUUCAAUCCGUUUGAAAAGGAUACUUUUUCUUUUGAUAACACCAUCCCAGGCAAACUCGAUUUUGAUUUGUCAGCGCUAUUGGCGAAUCCUUUUCUUAAACAAGAAGCUGCACCUGAUUAUUUAAUUCCUGAUCAGCCACUUCAGUUCAGUUACGGAAACUCUGCACCAGUCGAGAAUGAAAACAUUACUGACAAUUCCACUGGAAUUUGGGGAGAAGCUGUUUCCAAAGAAUCUUCGAUGGAUGUGUUUCAGAAUACCGAAAAACAAGUUGAUCCGUUCGUCAAUGACUUCCGGAUGCAGCCUAGAUUGUAUCCAGCCCCGUCCACCGAUAGUUUGCUGACUGACACCUCCGGACAAAGCAGUCCAGUAAGCGCUGCUACAGUAUCUUCACCAAUGAACCAAGACUCGCCCUGGGAGGAGAAUAACUUACAACAACUUUGGGGCUCUUCUUUGAACCUCGAUAUGGACCUUUUUCUUCCGCCACCUCCGAAAAGAAUUAACGAUUCUCCUGAACCAGUGACGAUGAUGUCUCCGCAGUAUCCCUCUUCUCCAGAAACUAGUUACGAAGCUCCAUCUCCGAGUUCUACUGACAACGAUGAUUAUGUAAAACCAAAACCAAAACAGAGUCCAUCUGCAGAGCAAACGAAAACAAAGAGCACAAUUUUGUUUGGAAAGCAUGAAGAUGACAUUAUACACAAGCUGCUGGUACCCAACCUUUCCACUCCAAGCAAGCCCACUUCUCGUAGUAAAUUGAUCUCAAUGCCUGUCGAAGAGUUCAACCAUCUGUUGGACCUAGCUAAACUGAACGAUAUUGAGGUGGCAUUUAUGAAAGAGUGGCGUCGGCGAGGAAAGAACAAGACCGCUGCUCAAGUCGCUCGAAAGAGAAAGAGAGAAGAAGUGGGUGGUCUUGAAUCGGAAGUAGAGGUUAUGAGACAACAGAAGACAGAACUGCACACGCGGUACGAUCAACUUCGAUCGCAAAUAAAGUCUCUCAAGGAGAGGAGUUUAGCAGCCGAGAGAAGGGUGUACAAAAAAUACAGUCGUAGCUCUGGACAGUCAGUGUCACGUGACACACAUCUCAUUCAUGUUGCCCAAGGCAACAAAUUGUUGCUUGUUCCCAAGAUCAAUUCUCAGAUUAUUUCUGUCAAUUAGCGUUGUCAUUAAGCAAUGUUUUAACCCUCAUGUUCAAUUUGUCCUCUUUGUGUUUAUCUAUAGUCUGCAUGGCAGCAUCGUUCUGUUAUGUUUGACAGAAUAAAAAAGUGAUUUUCAACA